GUAGUCGUUUAACGGCGGCGGCCGCGGGAGAAUUCGAAUCGCAUUCCGUGAGCGCCAAGUACACGGAUUCUAUGAGGCUUUUGUGAAUUGUAAAACGCUACAACAUGGCAAGACGAGAGGCGUUUCUACAGGCUGUAUUUAAUGGUGCCAUUGAUGAAUUCUUGCAUUUUAUCCAACUUCAUAAGGAUGCAGCUGAUUCAUUCGAUCUGAAUGAGCUGUUUCAAGAACUAUCAAGGAAACAGAAGGAAGCCUUAUGGGAGAAGUUAAAAUGCUUGUUAACGCAGGUUUUGGUAGAUGAUCCAGUAGAGGAAUGGCAGAGAGUUGGAGAGGAAUGUGAUGACGACAUGGAAAUGGGGGGAGCUCCCAGAAAGGAGCAAACCACAGCUGUAAUCCAAGGUGUGACAACAGUGGUUACUAUCUCCAUACCUACAGUAGAUGGAAAUAUAAACUGCAGAGAUCUCCUAGAAUGUGCCCUGAUAUUGAAUGGGGCUCUUUAUGCAUUUCUGGACUCUGAGAAAUCUCUGGCUGGGGCUGUCCAGCACCUUUGUGAAUGCUGGUGGCAGAAGGGCCUUGAAGGGAAGGAACAGUUUGGGAAAACCGCUUUCACCCUGAUUCUGAGAAACAGCUUUGAGAGGAAAAGCAUUGCGAGUGCAGAGAUAACCAAACUAUGGCAAAUUCACCAGGCUUUACUGUGCUUUGAUUAUGACUCUGAAGAGAGUAAUGAAGUGAAGGAUUUGUUACUUCAAUGCUUUAUGAGCAUCAGCCAUAUUAAAAAAGAAGAGGGGAGAAGAUUCCUGAGUUUUCUCUUCACAUGGAAUGUAAAUUUCAUUAAAAUGAUACAUGGAACUGUUAAAAAUCAAUUGCAGGGGUUUCCUCGGUCCCUGAUGACAAACAUUGCAGAAAUUUAUUUCAGAGCCUGGAAAAAAGCUUCAGGGGAGAUAUUAGAGGUGAUUGAGCAUAAUUGUAUUCAGGAUUUCAUGCAUCACGCAAUUCAUCUUCCCAGAAAUUCCCCACUGCAUCCUAAAACAAGAGAGUUGCUGAGCUAUUUCCACAAACAAAAUAAGUGUCGCCAAGGAGUUGAGGAGGUGCUAUAUAGACUAUAUCAACCUAUUCUUUGGAGAGCACUGAAGGCCAGAAACUCAGAAGUCCGAUCAAACGCAGCGUUGUUAUUUGUUGACGCUUUUCCUAUUCUGGAUCCACAUUUUAGCAAAGAAGAUACUGAUAAUGAAAUUCAAAGGCAGUUUGAUGAACUCUUUGCUCUCCUGGAAGAUCCUCACCCUCUGGUCCGCUCAACAGGGGUGCUUGGCGUCAGUAAAAUAGCAUUCAAAUAUUGGGAGUUGAUUCCUGCCACGGUGCUUGCUGACCUCUUAAAAAAACUAGUUGAAGACCUUGCUUUUGAUAUAACUUCAGCCGAUGUUCGCUGCUCUGUUUUUAAAUGCUUGCCGAUAAUUUUGGACAACGUCCUAAGCCACCCGUUAUUGGAACAGCUCCUGCCAGCCCUGAAAUACAAUCUCCAUGACAAUUCUGAGAAAGUUAGAGUGGCUUUUGUUGAUAUGUUGCUGAAAAUUAAGUCUGUCAGGGCUGCAAAGUUUUGGAAGAUCUGUCCUAUAGAGCAUCUCUUGACUCGCCUUGAGAUCGAUUCACGGCCGGUGUCACGGCGCCUAGUAAAUCUUCUGUUCAGUUCUUUUUUGCCUGUUGAUCAACCUGAAGAAGUGUGGUGUGAGCGCUGUGUCACGCUAAUCCAAAUGAAUCCAGCCGCGGCAAGGAAGUUCUAUCAGUAUGCUUACGGGUACACGAGCCCAGCCAACAUAGCAAAGUUGAUGCUUACCAUUCAGAGCUGUGUGAAUGCCUGCAUCCAGGAACGAUUAAAGGCAUGUGACAGUGGGGAUGAAGACAGUGAAAAAGAGAACACAAGUAUGCCAAAUAAUGUGCUGUCUGUCGCUGACAUACCUUCCAUGGGAGGUUUACUCGAGGUUGUUGUAAUUCUCUGGAGAAGCAUUCAUAAAGUACUCGAUCGCAACAAAGGAGCGAAAAAUCAUAUAGUCAGGAAAUUUGCUUCUGUGCUUGGAGAAUAUUUUAAAACAUUUACGGAUGAUCGCUGUAUCUCUCCACUGCUUAUCCUAGCAUCUUUCAUGCCACCUGCUGCUAUUCCUGCAUUCAGUUGUGGCGUGAUCUCUAAACUGAGGAAUCUGGCAAAUGGUGCUACUGAUGAGAAAUACUCUACUCUAAUAGACUGCCUGUGUCGUUGGGGGAAAGUGGGCCAUGUUCUUGAAUUAAUUCAUGAUUGGAUAAUUGCUGAGCCAAGCACAAGAGAGAGUAACGAGACUUCUAAGCGCCGAGUACGUAUCCAAGAAAUGCAUGAAUCAAAACCAGAAUUGGCACUUGAUUAUGCAGAGUACUUACUAACUCAUCACAUGAAUCGGGAUUGUCUUCUCUCUCUCCCCAAAGAGAAACUGAGCCAGUUUUUGAAAGUUCUUCAAACGGCAAAGGUCGUUCUGGACUGUAAUAUUAGAGGAACUCAUACAAGAUUUCCUGGCUUUCAUCGGACAACUGCUCUGAGAGCCUUCAGUCUCUAUUGUAGAUUAAGUAUUCAUGUGCAGUACAAGUUUGCCUCUGAAGGACUAGAUUACCUUUCAGAUUUGGAGGAAACGGGGGUUUGGAUAGAGAAUACAGUUCUACCAGCUUUUUUAACAGAAGAACAGGAAGGCAGCUUGGAUCUAUCCAAUGAAACUGCUCAGCUGGUCAUUCAGACUUACCUGACAGUAUGCAAGGACUUAAUAGCUGUUGGUCUUGGGGAUCUGCAAUUUGAAGUGCACCUUCUAAACAUGGCACUUGUGAUCACAUGCAAAGGCUAUGUCUUCAUUCCAGUGUUAAUUUGCAUUCUGAAAGAGAUGGUUGAAGCGUCUUUAGUUCAUCACCUAGAUAGCAGCGGGCAUGUGGCUGAGCUGCUUGACAACAUGCAGAAGAUGUUCCAGAGAGUUCUAGAAUGUUUGGCAAUCAGGCUCAGAAGUCUUCGGGAAGAAGGAAUUCAGUUAAUUCACUCUGUUCAGGAACCUCUUGGUGAAUUCAUACACGUGGUCCAGGGCUGCGCUGUGACUUGUCCAGUCAUUCACCACGGUGUCCUUUCUUCCCUGUUAGCUGCAGUCGUGGUUGAGACAGGUUAUAUGUUACAGCAAAAGGUAUCCAGUUCAGAAGAGCUAACACCACCUAAGACUUUUUCAGAGCUUCCACCACUUUCAUACGCUUUAAUGAGAACAGUGAUUAAAUCAGUGAAUGUAAUCAGAUCUUUUUUAAAUGAGUUAAUGGAAAGCAUUGUGAAUGAUGAACUUGACGGAAUACAUAGCAUUACAUCAGCUGUGUAUAUUGUGGCUUUAAUUAAAGGUAAAUAUAAGCCUUCUUGUAUCAAAGAUACUGCAUCUGCCCUUCAGGGGAAGCUCACAACAUACAGCGAAAUUACCAAGGAAGACGUCAGCAGCACAAAACGAAUGCUGUACGAAUUUGCUUUGCUUGCUUUGGAUGAAAUACUACGUCCUUGACCACUAAAGUAUUUACAAGUCAAGGAAACCAAAAAGAAGAUGCAUUGGAUCCUUCCA
Gekko japonicus is the source of this 3593-nucleotide messenger RNA. RefSeq names its product non-SMC condensin II complex subunit G2 (gene NCAPG2). The transcript has 28 exons. Gene Ontology annotation, cellular component: nucleus; condensin complex. Gene Ontology annotation, biological process: mitotic sister chromatid segregation. The record is from RefSeq and is a predicted model, not a curated record. NCBI's taxonomy places the organism in Eukaryota, Metazoa, Chordata, Lepidosauria, Squamata, Gekkonidae. The coding region runs from base 105 to 3536 and encodes 1143 amino acids.